UGCAAUAAUGUUGCUUUCCUUAUAUGUUUUUGGCAGGUUUUAUUAUGAUGUGCCCUCAACUUUUCAUAAACUAUAAGCUUAAGUCUGUGGCUCAUUUACCCCGGAGGCAGAUGACUUACAAGUUCCUCAACACCAUCAUUGAUGAUCUCUUUGCAUUCGUCAUAAAAAUGGCAACACUUCAUCGACUUUCUGUCUUCCGUGAUGAUCUUAUAUUUUUAAUCUAUCUGUACCAGAGGUGGGUAUAUCCUGUGUAUAAGAAACGAAUAAACGAAUUUGGUUUUGGUGGCGAGGAUGAUCAGGCUCCUGGCAGUACAUAUAUUACUACUGCCAAUGAAGAUGAGAAGAAAACCAACUGAACUUGGUUUGGCUGUUCUUUUUCCGUUGGUUUAGCUUUAGCUACUCUUUAGUGCAAAGAAACUUAAAAUUUCACGAC
Messenger RNA from Hibiscus syriacus, 433 nucleotides. RefSeq names its product cleft lip and palate transmembrane protein 1-like protein. The record is from RefSeq and is a predicted model, not a curated record. Lineage: Eukaryota; Viridiplantae; Streptophyta; Magnoliopsida; Malvales; Malvaceae. The coding region runs from base 24 to 356 and encodes 110 amino acids. Gene Ontology annotation, cellular component: membrane; endomembrane system. The transcript has 2 exons.